CAAAUUUUUUCCCCGCCGAAAAAUUUUGGCGCCGGGUCGCGAAGAGCGUUCCCGCCACCUCUGCCCCGCCAAAAUCUCUCCCCUCGUUUUCUCUCUCUUCCUCUCCCUCUCCCUUUAUCCCCUUUCCAUGUCAAAAUAUCACAGAGAUCUCACAGAUCCCAUUCCAUUCCCAUUCCCAUUCCCGUUUCUAUCCUCGGCCAUGGACAUCUCCUCCAUUGCCGCAAAGCUCGGUCUCUCCACCUCCAAACCCCUCAUCCGCAAAGCCGAGGAGCUCCGCCGCCUCUCCGAUGUCCAAUUCGACUCCUCCAUCAUCGGCGUCGGAGAGGUGUGCAAGGCCAUCAUUUGUUUGGAGAUCGCGGCCUCGAGGUUGUUUAUCAUGCACAUCAACUGUUUGACAUAUUGUCUUUCAGGAUUUCGGCGGCAUUUAGAGCUGAAUUUUUGGAUUGGGUUUUGUAGAUUUCAGGUGAUAUUUGAUCGACAGAGCGCGAUAAGAUUGAGCGGGAUGUCGGAGAAGGCGUACAUGAGAUCCUUCAAUGCGAUGCAGAACGGUCUUGGAGUCAAGGCUACUUUGGAUGUUAGAGAACUGGGGAUUCAAUUUGGUUGUGUUAGGUUGAUUCCUUUUGUGCAGAAGGGAUUAUCUUUAUACAAGGACCGGUUCCUAGCCGCAUUGCCGGCUUCUCGUCGUGCUAGCACGGACUUCAAUCGUCCUGUUUUUACUGCUGUUGCUUUCUAUUUAUGUGCAAAAAGGCAUAAGCUUAAGGUGGAUAAGUUUAAGCUAAUAGAGUUAUCUGGUACAUCUGAAACAGAAUUUACUACUGUCUCAACUUCUAUGACUGACCUUUGCUUUGAUGUUUUUGGGGUUUCCAAAGAAAAGAAGAAUCCAAAAUCAAUUAAAGGGCAUAGAGAGCUUUUAGAUUCAUUGCCCUGCAAAAGAAGACGCGACGAUGAUGAAGCAUUUUCUGAUGAUUCCUCUGGAGACGAGAAAAAUAUGUCGUGUUACAAGAAGCACAAAAAGAUGCAGAAACAGGCUUAUGAAAAGUGGAAGUCCUCUGUUCUUUCCUCUAACAAUCAAAGCAGGACAGCUCCUCUCAGGCCAAGAAAGCAAGCCCGACUUAGCUUUACGAAGAAAUCUUCGGAGCUGAUUGCUGUUGAGGACACUGCUUAAGUUACCGAAUUAUGCAGUGCAGUGCCAUAUGAAGCACUUCCUCUGUUCAGAUUUUUGACUAGGAGUCUUCGAUGUUUUGUAAUUAGAUUAGUUUCUAAUUGUCUACAAAAAAGAGGAAGCAUCUGAACAGAUUUUUGAUUUUUGUAAUUAAGCUCUGUUUUAACGAGUGGUCUCUUCUAAUUGUCAAGCUACUGAGAGUCUGAGAUUGUCUUAGUUGAUUGGUGUUUCUGAUCCAAGUUCAUAUAGGAUAUUUGAUUAUUUCUA
Molecule: messenger RNA, 1429 nt
Organism: Ananas comosus (pineapple)
Lineage: Eukaryota; Viridiplantae; Streptophyta; Magnoliopsida; Poales; Bromeliaceae
Product: origin of replication complex subunit 6
Exons: 9
Coding region: 128-1165 (345 amino acids)
Biological process (GO): DNA replication initiation; DNA replication
Cellular component (GO): nuclear origin of replication recognition complex
Molecular function (GO): DNA binding
Source: RefSeq, a predicted model, not a curated record